This is a messenger RNA of Vombatus ursinus (common wombat), 963 nucleotides long. Its product is annotated as putative olfactory receptor 52P1. Gene Ontology annotation, biological process: G protein-coupled receptor signaling pathway. The record is from RefSeq and is a predicted model, not a curated record. NCBI's taxonomy places the organism in Eukaryota, Metazoa, Chordata, Mammalia, Diprotodontia, Vombatidae. The transcript is spliced from 3 exons. The annotation marks the transcript as partial. Gene Ontology annotation, molecular function: olfactory receptor activity. Gene Ontology annotation, cellular component: membrane.
CUCCGUUAUAGUACCAUCCUGAACCACACCCUGGCUGUGAAGCUAGCCCUGGCAGCCCUUGCCAAAGGAGUAGUUCUCAUCUUGCCCAUGCCAUUACUGCUCCAGAGGCUGACCUUCUGCAGGACAGGCAUUCCUCAUACCUACUGUGACCAUAUGGCUGUUGUGAAGAUGGCUUGUAGUCAUACCAAGCCCAACCGUGUCUAUGGAGUGUUUGUAUUUCUCAUGGUGUUAGGGCUGGACCUCCUGCUUAUUGGAGUCUCCUAUGUGCUGAUCCUACAUGCUGUGUUGCGCCUCUCAUCCCGAGAUGCCACUCUAAAGACACUCAAUACCUGUUCAGCCCACUUCUUUGUAAUCCUCAUCAGCUAUGUACCUGCACUUUUCUCCUUCCUUGCCCACCGCAUAGGACCCAUUAUCCCUCCUCAUGUACACAUCCUUCUCGCUAAUUUAUACCUACUCAUGCCCUCCUUGUUCAACCCUAUUAUCUAUGGAAUUAAGACGAAAGAGAUCCGGGACAAAAUGGCAAAGUGUCUGUGCAGGAGGGAUACGCUGGCCAUCUACCCAGGACAGAAAGAUGGGAGUGGCCAAAUGGGUAGAAUCCUCACCUCAAACCCUAAUUUCCAUUUACAAGAGUUGAAGCUAGUUCCAGGCAACUGGUCCUUGGCUAAAGACUGCCAGCAUGAUGGAUUGGGAGAUGUACUCUCCCCUGUGAAUAUCACCAUGGAUCCUACAACAGCCAGUCCCUACAUCAUUAUAUAUGAAGAUUUGAAGAGUGUGACACCUAGAGAUGACUGUCCAGAUCAGCCCAAGAGUACUGCAAAAUCUCACUUUUGUGAUGUCAUUGGUCAACAAGCCUUCAGCUCUGGCAUACUCUCCGAAGAGGUGGAUGUGAGUAAGCAAUCUCAAUGGGCCUUAGGGAUCUCUAUAGAGGACCCCAGGGAUGACCAUGAACAGGCUUUGGGGUGA